Ostrinia nubilalis (European corn borer) is the source of this 1970-nucleotide messenger RNA. RefSeq names its product nuclear receptor subfamily 2 group E member 1-like. The transcript is spliced from 9 exons. The record is from RefSeq and is a predicted model, not a curated record. Lineage: Eukaryota; Metazoa; Arthropoda; Insecta; Lepidoptera; Crambidae. Gene Ontology annotation, biological process: regulation of transcription by RNA polymerase II; cell differentiation; anatomical structure development. Bases 36 to 1739 code for a protein of 567 amino acids. Gene Ontology annotation, molecular function: RNA polymerase II cis-regulatory region sequence-specific DNA binding; nuclear receptor activity; zinc ion binding.
CGUAGUCCUGACAAGGAAAAAUAAAACAGGUGGCGAUGGAGGCGAGUGGCGGCAAGCCGGAGGCGCUGUGCCGGGUGUGCGGAGACAAGGCCUCCGGGAAGCACUACGGCGUGCCCUCCUGCGACGGCUGCCGCGGCUUCUUCAAGAGGAGCAUCAGACGGAACUUGGAUUAUGUGUGCAAAGAGAACGGGCGGUGCGUGGUGGACGUGACGCGCCGCAACCAGUGCCAGGCGUGCCGCUUCUCCAAGUGCCUGCGGGUCAACAUGAAGAAAGACGCGGUACAACACGAGCGAGCCCCGCGACCGGCCAUGCCUUCAUCGCACCACCAGUUGACCCUUCAGAAGUUGGGCUACAGCUUCAACCGCCAGCAAGCCUUCUUCCCCUCCCCCACCCCUCUCACCUUCGCCGGCUUCCCCCAUCUCGCGUACAGCAGCAUUCCACACGCACCCGAUUCACUCCCCCCUACCCACUUACACGGAUCUUUUCUAGAAAGCCCGACAUUCCAAGACUUUUCCUCCCGACAACCUGAUGCCGUCGCAGAGGCUAUGCCACAAAUGCACCCGCUUCUCGGAACUCAAAUCGGCCCGCUAACGGCUCUCAAUCCGUUCAAGAUGCCGCUAUUCUCCACGCCACUACACUACCCGGUACCCCAUCCAGGCUACUUCCAAUCCAACAUAUUUUAUCCUCCCGUUGUGACGUCGGAAGGCUCAACAAUCGAAGCCCAGACUUCUAGUAAUCCGUUACAAGAUGUAUUGAGCCCAUCUAAAUACUCAUCACGCAUAGAAAAUACAAAUAAACCCGAUUCACAACUACAAGAACGAAUUAAAGAAGAUGAAGUGUCUAGUUCAGAGGAAGCGUGUAGAACAGAAUGCUCCACUGACGACAUCAGUAAAGCUGAUUCCAGGAACCACCCUUUACAUUCUCCAAAUAAUUUUGAACCGCCGGUGUAUGUAGUGCCAAGAAAUUUGGAAAAGCACAGCUCACAGGCGACAAGCUACAAAAACCGUUCGGAACAUAAUCCCAGAGACCGCCAGAAUAUAGUUCGCUUAGCAGAAAGCAUGCAAAAAUCAUCUGAAGAAAUCGAUAACUUUGAAGGGAAAAUGCGAAAAACAAACCUAGACUAUUUGUGUUACACGUCCGACGAUGUGUACGACCCAGCAGCGAAAGUGUUGGUGCUCACAAUAAAAUGGUUGCACGGAGUUUCGUCUUUUGUGCAAAUGAAGAACACGGAACAGUUAUGUUUGUUACAUAAUUAUUGGAAAGAAUUGUUCAUCCUUACGGCAGCACAACAUUCCUUCCGCCUUGAUGAAGAUAUAAUGGCUCUGCAUGUACACUAUAAACGCCAAAACACUCAAGAUGAUUUUAAGAAAUUAACUACUCUAUUAAAACGAAUAUCGCAUUGCAAAUUAGACAAAUCAGAAUAUGACUGGCUGAAAUCUGCUCUGCUCUUUCGCACAGAUAACGUGGAUAGCCCUACCUCGCCUCAAAUUGAAAUGCUGCAAGAGCAAACUUUACUUCUUCUCCAAAAGCACUGCUCAGCAAAGGACGCGCGCCGCCUGGGGCGUAUCAUGCUACUAUUGCCCAGCAUAUGCUCGCUGGCCAGCCAAGGGCUCCUAGAAAACUUGCUCUUCCCUUCAACCCCUGUUGAAGAAAUCCACAUGACGCUGUCCAGAAUUUUCAUGUUGUACGCGAACAAAAUGAAAAUUCUGCUAAUUUAUCAAGAGAUGAAAAUGUUUUAGAAAGCGUUGAAAAUAUUGCAAACUUGCCUCGUAGUGAAAAUGAAAAUGCUAAGAAUAAAAUAUAGGAUGCGAUUUUAUUUAUUAAUAUGUCAUGACAAUGUAGCUUUCCUUUCAUUUACAUUUUUAUUGAUGAUAAUAUUGAUCAAGUCUUUUCUUGUACCUAAUCUCUAUAACGUGUGCAACAGAGGCAAUAAAUAAAGUCGAGACUUAUAUUCAGAGCAAACUAGUUUC